AUGGCCUCAUCCAAACCAACCAUCGCCUUCUUCGGUGCUACAGGCGGGAGCACCAUCUCCUGUCUGGCGCCUGCUCUUGAGGCUGGAUACCGCUGUGCUGCUUUAGCCCGAACACCUUCCAAACUCCGCGACCUGCUCACGCAGCGCGGCGUGCAAGAGUCAACCAUCACCGCCAAUCUCACCAUCAUCUCCGGCACAGCAACAGAGCUCGAGCCCGUCAAGCAGACAAUCCAGAUGGGUGAGCCUGAAUCUGGAUCGGGGACUGCUGAUAUAAUUGUCUCCGGUAUUGGCGGGAAACUACUCUUCAGCAACCCGCUCUCGCCUACGCUGGAUAAUCCCACGAUCUGCCAGGAUGCUAUGCGGACUAUCAUUACCGCUGUGGAUGAGGUGAACAGCAGCAGCAGUGGCACUGGGAAGAGGCCCCUGGUUAUUGCCCUCAGCACGACGGGGAUCAGCGAUGUCCAGCGCGACCUCCCGAUUGCUAUGAUCCCGAUGUAUCACUGGAUGCUGAAAGUCCCGCACGAGGACAAGAAGGUUAUGGAGAGGGUGAUUCUCGAUAGUGCGAAGGAUGUGCUUGGUGGAUAUGUGAUUGUGCGGCCUAGUCUGUUGACUGAUGGAGCCAGUGUUGGUGAUCUCAGCAAGAUUAGGGUUGGUGUUGAGAAGAGUCCUGCUGUGGGUUAUACGAUUUCAAGGGAGGAUGUUGGGCGCUGGGUUUUUGAGUAUUUGGUGAAGGAUAGGGAGAGUCAGUAUGUUGGGGAGGUUGUGACGAUUACUAUUUGA
This is a messenger RNA of Aspergillus versicolor CBS 583.65, 780 nucleotides long. RefSeq names its product NAD(P)-dependent oxidoreductase. NCBI's taxonomy places the organism in Eukaryota, Fungi, Ascomycota, Eurotiomycetes, Eurotiales, Aspergillaceae. The coding region runs from base 1 to 780 and encodes 259 amino acids. The record is from RefSeq and is a predicted model, not a curated record. The transcript is spliced from 2 exons.